Molecule: messenger RNA, 1479 nt
Organism: Bursaphelenchus xylophilus (pine wood nematode)
Lineage: Eukaryota; Metazoa; Nematoda; Chromadorea; Rhabditida; Aphelenchoididae
Source: the annotation of a GenBank genome assembly
AUGCCGUUUUCGGUCACCGUGGACUUCAAGAUCAAGGAUCGUCAACAUCAGGAUCUCCGCCUAAAACCAAAAAAAGAUUACUUUAGAAACAGGAUAAAAUUUUUGUCGGGAAAAUUGGGGGAAUAUGACAGAAUAGGGACCUUAGUAAUAGUUUUAGAUUUGUUUUCAUACCUUUUCUAUUUUUUGACUAAUUUUGGUGAUUUCAGUGCUUCCCAGCACCGUCGGCCAGGCCUCUGGCCAAAACGCGGCCCGCACCGUUCAGGCCGAGCACCCGCCGGCGGUUGCGGGCUCCCCUCUGGGUGCCCAUCGCUUCGGCGUCCCAGGGGGUGAGGGAGGACUUAGCAUUGCUAGUCCGACCUCAGGCUCGCUGUUUUCGCGCUCGUCCGAAAACAGCGCCGGGACUUCCACGCUCCAUGGAGUCCCGUCAAUCGCCUCUUAUGAGGAGUUUGAAGCCUAUCAGGCAAUGAUGGCACAGAACACGCCGGAGCCAGGAGACGAAGAGAAGACCAAGCUGAGGGCGAAGAUGGAAGAGUUAAUAGAAGAGAAUCGACAACUUCUAAGGAAGACCGAUGAAAUGAGGAAGGCGAAGCAGGCCACAGAAGCCUUGUGGCUCUCAGAAAUGGAAAGAGCCCACAAGGCCGAAGAUGACCUGGAAGAGGCACAAAGGGCCAUAAACGAGUUGAAAACCAGCAACUACCGGGCUGGAAGGAAGCUCGAAGAAGCCAUAAGGGCCAAAGAUGAGGCAAUGGCCGAAUUGGAGAAGGAAAAAGAAGAAAAAAGACGUCUCAAAACACGUCUCAGCGAGAUCCUUCGUCAUGCCGAAGCCGAUGCCCGGCCACCAAGAAGCGACCGCUCGCGUAGUCCCGUGACACGAACGACGCGAUCGCCGACCACUGACGUCCAGCCUCCAGCGGAAGUCGCCUCACUUAAAGAAGAAGUCGUGUCGCCCCCUGUCCAGGAUCAGGUCAUGGAAGGCCAUGGACCACAACAUGAAGCCCCGGGGCCCCUGCGAAGGAUGCCCAAAUGCAGGAGGCGGUGUUGUUACCAACCGCCGCCUCCUGCGCCCCAAGUUGUCCCCCGGCCUCCCCGAAGAUCAAGGGAAGUCGAAAAGCUCGGGCCAGUUAUCGAGCCCGUUGCAGAACGGCCAAGGAGAAGCCGUCAGCCCCCGGCGCGACUUGUCGUCAACAUGGCACGCCGUAGCUAUGCGGCGAUACGGAGCUCUAUCAUGCCUCGUAAGUUUAUUGGCUCUUGUUUUUUUCGUUUUAAGCCAAACCCCUCUAGAAAUAAACCAAACUCAGGUGUUUUUUUGAAGAAAAAACACAUUAUCCAUGUAUAAUCCUCAAUAAUAUCUUUUUUCAGGCAGAAGAACGCAUGCUCCGCCUAAUGAUGCACCUUGGUUCCUUGGAUAAGGUGGAGCCAAAGAUCAAAGGCCAGCUCAGACCGGAGUGGAGAAGUGGAUACGGCACCCUUGCCCCCUGA